AUGGGAAGAAACAUUGGGUACGGUGGGACGGCGCCAAGAGUCCCAGGGAGUGUGGUGAUUGAUCUUGGGAGGAGGAUGAACCGGAUUCUGAACAUUGACGCCGAGAAUGCUUCUUGUCUGGUUGAGCCCGGAGUCUCCUACUUCGCCCUGUACGAGGAGAUACAGCGCCGAAAGCUGCCACUCUGGAUCGACACGCCUGAUGUCGGCGGCGGGAGCGUUCUUGGUAAUGCAAUCGACCGAGGCGUGGGGUACACUCCGUACGGUGACCACUUUGCCAAUCAUUGCGGUCUCGAGAUCGUCCUUCCGAAUGGGGAAUUGUUGCGGACGGGAAUGGGCGCACUGCCGGGCAAGGACGGAGCGGACAAUCCCACGUGGCAAUCAUUUCAGCCUGCAUACGGCCCGUACUCUGACGGAAUCUUUAGCCAGAGCAACUUCGGCAUUGUCGUGCGCAUGGGGAUGUGGUUGAUGCCAGAGACGGGACAUCAAUCCUAUCUCAUCACCUUCCCCCGGGAGGAAGACUUUCCGGCGAUUGUUGAUAUCAUCCGCCCACUGGCGCAACAGCGGGUGCUUGGAAAUAUUCCCCAACUCCGGCACGCAGUCCAGGAACUUGCAACGACCGGCCGGCUAAAGACCGAUUUCUACGACGGAACCGGGCCUGUUCCUCGUGAUGUCAUUCGGAAGCACGCUGCUACCCUGCCGCUCGGCGACGUAUCGUGGAUCUUUUACGGCACACAGUACGGCGACCCUGCGAGCAUCGCCAAACAGCUCGACCUGAUUCGCGACGCCUUCUCCAAGAUUGAAGGGGCAAAAAUGAUGCUCCCCGAAGAAAUCCCUGCCGAGCACUAUCUUCACUCUCGUGUCAGCGUGUGCAGCGGCGUUCCAGUUAUGCGCGAACUCGAUUGGCUCAACUGGGUUCCCAAUGCAGCCCACUUGUUCUUCAGCCCCAUCGUGCCGACCCGCGGACGUGACGCCAAAGUUGUCCACGAUAUCAUUUCCCGAUUACACGCCAAGUACGGGUUCGACCUGCUGCCGACGCUGUGCGUUGCUGGACGCGAAAUGCACUACAUUGCCAACAUCGUGUACGACCGGGCAUCGCUCGACGAAAAGAGGCGGGCGGCGACAUGCAUGCGCGAGAUGAUUGCCGAGACAGCAGCAGAGGGCUACGGCGAGUACAGGACGCACAUCCUGUUUGCCGAUAUGGUUGCGGGAACGUACAAUUGGGGGAACAACGCUCUGAUGCGCUUCAACGAGACCAUCAAAGAUGCCCUAGACCCGAAUGGCAUCCUGGCGCCGGGGAGGAACGGUAUCUGGCCGAAGCGGUUCCGCGGUAAGGGGUGGGAGAUUCGUGGCACGGAGGUCGAAGAUGCGCUCGAGGGAAAGGGCAUCGGACCCAAGGCGCAUUUGUAG
Molecule: messenger RNA, 1407 nt
Organism: Canariomyces notabilis
Lineage: Eukaryota; Fungi; Ascomycota; Sordariomycetes; Sordariales; Chaetomiaceae
Product: vanillyl alcohol oxidase
Exons: 2
Coding region: 1-1407 (468 amino acids)
Biological process (GO): lactate catabolic process
Cellular component (GO): mitochondrion
Molecular function (GO): D-lactate dehydrogenase (NAD+) activity; D-lactate dehydrogenase (cytochrome) activity; FAD binding
Source: RefSeq, a predicted model, not a curated record